UCGCACGGACGCAUAUUGCCUCCGUUGGCCGCCGUUCUGGUCCGUUCCGGGUCGCUUCUUGGGCCCCGGGAGGUAUGUACUCACGGCGACCGGCUACUGGAAGUUUGUCCCAAAUCGUCGUGUCGCGUUCUCGAGGCAGAUCUCAAGCAACUUGCUAUCAACUGAUAUAAGUGCCUCGGUGCCCUUCGUUGACUGCAGAUCAACAUGGUAUUCUCCCCAACUGCUACUGGUGUUGCCACUGCAUUACUAUUGGUAACCCCGUAUACGCCGAACAUUGCUACCGUCGAAACUACACCAGGUUGUUUAACAGACAACUUCUAUGGAACAUACGGAGGACGGAGCAUUUUCCAUCUCUCACCUACUUGCCUCGAAACCAGCUCUUUCAAUGGCUUAGAAGCGGCCUCUCUGGUUCCAUAUGUUGCCAACAGUGACCGUCAACUUAUAUGGCUGCAAGAGUCGGCUAUCGACAGUGCUCUAGUAACUCCAGAGUACAAGGCGGAGGUCCAAGGUUUCUUUAGGUGGUUGAGAGAAGACGGAUACUCCAUGGGAGGCGGUCAACAACUGUCUGGUUAUCAGCAUUUGCUGUCUUCUGCAGAUGAGCCUGGGGUAGAGUUGCACUUGGUGGACUUGCAGCCAGCGGGGGGAUCCUAUGGACUCAUAACCGUCGAACCAAGUCUAGCGCCCAGCAUUGAGGCGUUGCUCCCUCGUUACUGGAAGCCAUAUACUCUAUCCAUGCAACCCAGGUCGUUUCUUCCGGUCCCAAAACCUGCUAUCGAGCAUGUCAAGAACCUCCUUGAGACCGUUCGCUUCGACCCAGUCGUCUCAUCAGUCGUAAACAGCAUCUCAUUGGAUCAGAUGCGUGACGACAUCAGAUGGCUCACGGGUGAGGAUGGAGAGUCCGGAAUUGUCUCCCGCCACUCGUUUGCGGAGGGCUCCCGCGUCGCUGCUAAUUGGCUCAAGGAGCGUUUUGAGGAGACGGGCGCAACUUGCGAACUCAAGACCUUCAUGUUCGGAUUCGCGCCGAAUGUAGCCUGCAAAUACCCUGCUUCUGUGGACACAACGUCCACUGUUCUCAUUUCCGGGCAUUACGAUUCUCGUGGUUCCUUUGGUUCACAGAGGGCUCCUGGAGGAAACGAUGACGGCUCAGGCACUGUUGCCCUGCUCGGAAUCGCACGUGCCGUUGCCCGCUCCGGUCUCACGUUCCGCAGCAACGUAGAGCUCGUCGCUUUCGCAGGCGAGGAACAGGGCUUGUACGGUUCAAAGGCUUACGCCCGCGAGAUGCGCGAGAAGGAUGCAAAUAUCACUGUGAUGAUUCAAGCUGAUAUGCUUGCGUACCAUGCCCCUGGCGAACCUCCUCAACUUGGACUUCCGAUGUACAUCGGUACUCCAGAAGUGGCUCAACUUGUUUCAAACAUGUCAGCCAUCUACAGCCCUGAGCUUACUGUGGGCUACACUGCUGCAUGUUGCAGUGAUCAUCAGUCCUUCCAUGAGCAAGGAUAUGCCUCGACCCAAGUGUUUGAGCGUGCUGGCCCAAUUGCGGACCCCAUGUACCACAACAGUGGUGAUCUCAGCGAGCGUCCUGGCUACGACUUGAGCCAAAUUCGCUCUAUUGCGAAAGUUCAGUUUGCUACCCUGCUCCAUGCCGCAGGGUUCGAUCUUCCCACUAAUGAAGACUUAUAUUGAUGUAAACUCUGCUAAGCAUACCACAGAGAGUAAAGUAUUCAUGUAUAUCCCUUCAGUCGAGGAAAGCAAUCAUUUUUAACUUUGA
Messenger RNA from Suillus clintonianus, 1768 nucleotides. RefSeq lists its product as uncharacterized. The record is from RefSeq and is a predicted model, not a curated record. Bases 205 to 1683 code for a protein of 492 amino acids. Gene Ontology annotation, molecular function: metalloexopeptidase activity. Gene Ontology annotation, biological process: proteolysis. NCBI's taxonomy places the organism in Eukaryota, Fungi, Basidiomycota, Agaricomycetes, Boletales, Suillaceae. The transcript is spliced from 9 exons.